Molecule: messenger RNA, 870 nt
Organism: Cokeromyces recurvatus
Lineage: Eukaryota; Fungi; Mucoromycota; Mucoromycetes; Mucorales; Mucoraceae
Exons: 2
Coding region: 1-870 (289 amino acids)
Biological process (GO): interstrand cross-link repair; protein ubiquitination
Cellular component (GO): nucleus
Molecular function (GO): ubiquitin protein ligase activity
Source: RefSeq, a predicted model, not a curated record
AUGAAGGUUAUUUGCAGUAUUUGUAUUGAAAAUAUUAGUGAUCCAGUAUCUCUUGAAUGUGGACAUGUAUUUGAUAGAGAAUGUAUUGAACUUUGUUUCCGUUCUUCGACUGUUUCUUGUUGUCCUUAUUGUAAAAGUCAUUGUAGAAAAGAUCAAAUACGUCGUCUUUAUCUUAGUACAGACAAUGAAAUAGCAACAACAACAACGCGAGAAUCAAAAGAUACCAGUUCAUUGCUUGAGUUACUCGAAAAAAUCUUACCUGCUUUUGCUGAAGCACAAACCAUGACACAGACUUUAAGUCAAAAAGUAAAACUAUUACAUAGACUCAAUAAAGAUCUUCGACAAAUAAUAAACGAAAAGAAUGAUACAAUCCAUAAAUUAAAUGAAUCAAAGGUUGCAGAUAUCAGCCAACUUAAACAAGAAGUUCGUCAGCAACUAUCUACAAUUGAAGGAGGAAUUCGAUUUACAGAUUCUCCUACUGAGAAGAUAACGAUGGAGUUUGAUUUAAAUGAUCAAUUACUGGCUAUUAUGAAGAGAAGAAACGAGACACAAUCAAAGUAUUUAACGGUAAUAAAUCAGUUUGAAAACAGAUCAAAUACACUAAGACAGUCAUCAGAUCUAUUGCCACAAGGUCAAAAUUUAAAAAAAUUGUUUAAAGCUACAUAUCAUGAAUUAGACGAACAUUAUUUAUCUCUUGAAAGACAGCUUAGUUCUAUCAAGUAUGAUAGAAGUCAUGUAUAUAGCAUGACUUAUAAAUUUAAUAGAUUAGCAGACAUAUUACAACACAAAGCAGCAGAUCAGCAACAUACAGAACAACAUCCAUAUCUAAUAUUUUCUAAUUUAAGAUCUCUUUUUUCUAAUAUAUUAUAA